Molecule: messenger RNA, 3573 nt
Organism: Phragmites australis (common reed)
Lineage: Eukaryota; Viridiplantae; Streptophyta; Magnoliopsida; Poales; Poaceae
Product: KH domain-containing protein At4g18375-like
Exons: 8
Coding region: 176-2071 (631 amino acids)
Biological process (GO): regulation of gene expression
Cellular component (GO): nucleus; cytoplasm
Molecular function (GO): mRNA binding
Source: RefSeq, a predicted model, not a curated record
CUUCCUCGGUUCCUCUUGUAAAACCCCAAACCUAACCCUCCGUGAACAGCUCGACAGCGGAGCACAUCCCCGCCGACCCCUCCCUUCCUCCGCCCUCCACUCGCCGACGCGACGCCGCUCUGCUCCCCACCCGGGCGCGGACUGGCCGAUUCCUUCCUCCUUCGUUAGCUAAAUCAUGAGGCAACAGGCUGGUAAACGCACCCACCAACACAGGGACUAUGACAGAGACGAAAGGAAUUACCAAAAGAAGAGGCCAUUUGCCCAUGCCCAGGAAAGCUCUAAUAAUGAUGAAUUGGUUGUUUACCGUAUACUCUGUCCGGACAGUGUGAUUGGUAGUGUAAUAGGAAAGAAUGGCAAUGUAAUAAAUGCUAUUCGGCAACAGACAAAUGCCAAAGUCAAGGUUGUUGACCCUUACCCCGGUUCAGACAAAAGGAUUAUCUUGGUAUAUUGCUAUGUCAAACAUAGAGACCUGGAUGCUAAUGAGGGUGAUGACAGUGAGCCUGUUUGCGCAGCUCAAGAUGCAUUACUUAGGGUGCAGAAUGCAAUUGUUGAUGCACUAGAUACGUUAAGUAAGAAUCGUAGAGACUCUGAUAAGAAGAAUACCGAAGAAGCAAACAUCCUUGUACCAGCUAGUCAGGCUGCAAGUAUUAUUGGAAAAUCUGGUGUUGUCAUCAAAUAUCUUCGUUCAACUUCGAGAGCAUUCAUUAAAGUGAGCCCAAAAGAUCCAAAUGAUGUUACACACUCAUGUGCUAUGAGUUUUGAUAAUUUUGUUCAGAUAAUGGGUGGUGCUGAAGCUGUCAGAAAGGCACUGUUUGGAAUAUCAACCAUCAUCUACAAGUACCCAUCUAAAGAGAACAUUCCUCUUGAAACUUCUGUUUCUGAACUUACUUCAAGCAUUAUAGUUCCUUCAGAACUUCCUGUCUAUCCAGCUAGUAACUUCUACUCAGCCCCAGAUGCUGCUUCUGGACAUCCAAGUCUAUCCAUCUUAGGGUCAACACCUCAUGUACCUGAACUUACUCUGCCUGCUGAUGCUCAUGGCCGACUGCCUAUUUAUCAAUCUGUUCUUCCUAUUGUUCCUACUUAUAGUACCCCAAAAUGUUCAGGAGAGCUAGUAUUUCGUGUUUUAUGCCCUGGUGACAAGAUUGGGUUGGUUAUUGGUAGAGGUGGGGGGACCAUAAAGAGUAUAAGGCAAGAGAGUGGUGCAAGGAUAGAUGUUGAUGAUGCAAAGAAUGACAAGGAGGAAAGUAUAAUCACCAUUACAUCCACUGAGGCUACCGAUGAUGUUAAGUCUGAAGCUGUGGAAGCUGUUUUGCUGCUUCAGUCAAAGAUCAAUGAUUAUGAUGAAGAUAGAAUGAAUCUUCGCCUUCUUGUCCCAACUAAGGUUAUAGGCUGUCUUAUUGGCAAGGGUGGUUCAAUAGUCAAUGACAUGCGGAAGAAGACUAAGGCAGACAUCCGCAUAUCGAAGGGCAAUAAGCCCCAGAGGGCAUCUUCCAGUGAUGAGCUUGUUGAGGUAUUUGGAGAAGUGGACAAGCUGCGUGAUGCUCUUGUACAAAUAGUUUUAAGACUUAGAGAAGAUGUCCUGAAAGACAGGGUGGACAUCCAAAAUUCUGACAGGGAUGGCAAGCUAAAAGUUGCCACCAAUGAUUCCUUAUAUGGAAGCAGUCUUUCUUUGCCUGCACUAUUACCUUACAGCCAACAAAUCGCUCCCUUGGGCUAUGAUCAAAGGGGUGAAACUGAGCGAGGUCUGGAAGUAUUCCCUCGUAGCAGUUCGUAUGGGUAUAGCUCCUUUCAGGUUGCAGAUGAGGGCUAUGGAGGACUUCUGUCAUAUACAUCAAAGUCAUAUGAAGGACGUUUUCCACAUGUGGAAAUGACUAUUCCUGCUAGUGGCCUGUCAAAAGUAAUGGGGAAACGUGGCACAAACUUGGACAAUAUUAUAAAGAUUUCUGGAGCUCACAUUGACAUUACUGAAUCAAAAUCAUCUCGUCAUGACCAUGUUGCUCACAUAUCUGGCACCUCUGAGCAGAGGCAAUCAGCUGAGAAUUUGAUCAAAGCUUUCAUAAUGUCUACUUAAGAUUCUGUCUGCAGUUUGAGAAGGCUGUAGCUUAUCUCUUCAAUCUGUCUCUUUUGACUUCUCCUGCCAUCCAUAAUUUCCCUUGGUUUGUGGAGAACAUCAAAUGCAGUGUUUCCUCUAUCUGUCCAAGUAUCAUGCUUCCCUGAGGGGGAUGUACUCCAGUAGUGGACAAAGCACUCUAUGUUCCUUAGAUUCUCAACCGUUACCUGCUUGUGUUGGCUUGUUCGUCAGAAUUCGCAUGUCUUACUCCUCGUAAAUCUCAAUGACUGGUUCACUUGUUGCUUAUCAUAUAUCUUGCAAUUUUGUCCUACCAAUACUGAUAGUUGAUUCCUUCCACCAUUAAAAGUAGAGGGGCCUAUUCCCCAAUCUCAUUGUCUGAUUCACUUGCUGCUUAGACAGCUCUUAUAAUUUCUUCCUGUCAGACUGCUAGCUGAUUCCUUCCUUUAUUACUACUAAUAAGGGCCUUGGCAUAUCUCUUUGGAAUGUGUGAAUGACCUGUUUCGUGUAAAGUUAGUUCAAAAUUCCUUGAAAUUCAUGUGUUCCGAACAUCCUCUAAGGUGGGUUAGUUCCCAGUGAAUCUCAUUGGCUGAUUCACUUGCUGAUCAGUGUAAUUCUUGUAGUUCUCCCCUGCCAAUGCAGCUAUCUGACCUGUUCUUUCGGUACCAGAGAGGGGUUUUGUUCCCGGUCAAUCUGACUGUUUCACCCAUUGCUUGCUUCAGCUCUUAUAUUUUUGUCGUGUCAAUAUUCAACUUGAUUCUUUCAUCAUUGGUUCUGAAGAGUGGCUCUUUUUUUCUACUGUUAAUUCUGCUGAGGAGCCAUAUAUUAAAGAAGUUAGUUGAAAACUCGCACCACUGUGAUAGAUCUUACAGAAGCAACCUUGUACAUAAUAUUAGUCAAGUUCUUGGAACACAACAUGCAGAUCAAUUUUUUGGGUGCUCUGCAUUUUGUUUGUGAUCAUCGAUGGUGGGUGUUCUAGAGAACAAUGCUAACAUUCCGACUCUCAGAAAAACUGUCAUCUCAACACCCCCCUACCUAAAUAAAAUUCACCUCAUCCUUUUCCACUUGUGUAACUACCCUUUUAUUGACUCUUACAAUGACCCUAGAACUCAUAAAUCCACUUCAUCCUUUCCACCUGCGUAACUACCCUUUUAUCCACAAAUUUACAAUGACCCUAGAACUCAGUAUAUUUUUGUAGCUACGGCUCCUUUUUGUUCAAUUCUUUGUUUCAUCUCUCCAUCCAUUGUCGCACCUACUGCAGUUGCACCUUAGACAUGUUUUGUAAUAAUAAUUAUGGCACCAUCAAGUGUAAUUGGUUGCAAUGUGUCAUAAUCACUGUUCGUACAAAUUUGUAGUUUUUUCGCGAGUUAGUCUAGUCUAGUUAGCUAGGGCUGUGACAGUUGAUGUGGUAGCUCUGAUGGGACAUCUGCAUAAAUAAUGAGCCUGAUAUGUUGAAAUUUUGUAGCAAUCUUAUUUUCAAUGAUAAUUACUGCUUUGUGUGGUGA